CUGUGUACUCCGUAGUGCACACGUAGGUAUUCGCCCAAACUGCUUGACUCACCUGCAGCACUUUUGAAUAAUUACCAUGGCCAUGGAGGCGUCGCAUAGCACUUCAACGACAGAGAAUGACUCUGUUCCUGUGACUCCCGCUUCCGUACACCAGGGACUGUUCACAUACCCUUUCGACACAGACCCAGAAUACCAAGCCGGACUGGCAGCCAUUCUAGGGCACCCAGACACUCCGGUAACUCUCGAAGAGUUGACAGACAAGAAGGAGCUGGUGCUACAAGCACAGUCUUUCUAUUUUUCAAGGAAGUUCGCCCUCCCACCCAUAGAUGUCGUCGCAUAUUCGUCAUGGCUGCUCUCUCGUUCCCCCACCGAUUCUAGCCAGCAUCCCCCAGUGCAGCCGCUUGUUGCACCGCCCACCUCCUCAUCGACAGAAUCAGCCCCGUCCGUAGGCCCUCAAGCCAAUGCAUCGGCGUCUGAACCUGAACCGCCGUACCCAACGUCCUUCGCGCAUAUAGUCGACCUGAUAACCCGCAAUAUGCCGAUUCCUGGCAUCGAAGAAAUCCCCAACACUGUACUCGAACCCGGCUCCAGCAAGAUAGACAAGAAGCCACGGCGAAGGAAACCUUGGGAAACCGACUCAGACCCUGAAAACACCUCAAGUACUUCCGCGGCGCCACGGACAACUCCACCAACUUCACUUCAAGCAGAGACGACACAAGAUGAUAAUACAGUCGAUCUGAAUGGUCAUAGAGAGACGGGUCAAGGGGUGGUGAACAUUCUCAAACCAAACGCAGUACCAGACAGUGGCCUUCUGAGUAAGGAUUGAGCAUGGCACUGAUGAUUAUGUCAUAGUAGAUGUGAGUGUGAGUGGUGGGCAGCGUCGACGAGGAGCGUCCUAUCCUUCCCACGUUGUUACCUAUUGAAGCUUUCGUCAGCAUAAUGGCCAUCCGUGAACGAUGUCCUCAGACUCUUCAGGGCAGGGAGCAAUACGAUGAAGAGAUGACCAUAAAGCGGGCGAUACAGGCUGAACAUGAAAUCCCCGUACCGAGUGAUUAGUGCGAUGUUGAGUGGGUUUCAUGUUUGCUCGGCCAGACGUUUCCCACGCCUCAGAGAAUUUGACGUGCUGGUAUCUGCUCCAGGGGAAUCAAGGACGCCCGGAAUCUUUGCCAUUGAUAUAUAUUUAUGGCGACCAUGGGCCACCUACGAUCUAUCGCUGCCACCAGGAAUGGUUUGAUCAUGUAAAGGUGGACCUUUGUUCAGGUAUCAUGGUUCUCUAUUUACUAAGUUACCUAAUCGCCAUGGUCCAUGCUAGCUCUAAGUACAUGCUUGAGUGUCCACGUUGCCGCUCUGCAGGACAUUGGUAAAGACAUGACUGAUAACAGUCUUUUGGUGAAUAUGAAACAGGAGUUGGGCCAAACCUGCAGUUCUGAAA
This is a messenger RNA of Exophiala oligosperma, 1432 nucleotides long. RefSeq lists its product as uncharacterized. Bases 77 to 826 code for a protein of 249 amino acids. NCBI's taxonomy places the organism in Eukaryota, Fungi, Ascomycota, Eurotiomycetes, Chaetothyriales, Herpotrichiellaceae. The transcript is spliced from 2 exons. The record is from RefSeq and is a predicted model, not a curated record.